CAAGAUGGACGCCUCUAAGAAGGGGUUUGUUGUGGUUGCUCACUCCUAAUAGACGUCCUCAAAAUUCAACAUGAGUCCUUACACCAAAACAUUUCUAGAAAGGAAAAACUACAUCCAAGGUAUUUUUGCCAUCUUGAGAAGGUCUUUAACCAAAAUGCCCAUCCAGCAUGUGCCGCUAGUCUUGUUAGCCUGCGGCUCCUUCAAUCCCAUCACCAACCAGCACAUGAGGCUGUUUGAGCUGGCCAGAGACCACAUGCAAAGCACAGGCCAAUACCAAGUAGUGGGUGGCAUUGUGUCUCCUGUGAGUGACGGCUAUGGGAAGCAAGGCCUGGUGCUAGCAAAGCACAGGAUUGCUAUGGCAAAGCUAGCGCUCCAGAGCUCAAACUGGGUCAAAGCUGACGAAUGGGAGAGCCAGCAGCCGGACUGGACUGAAACAGUGGUCACCAUGAGGUAUCAUUAUGGUCGUAUUCUAAAGGAGUAUGAACAGAGGACACUUGCAGACUCCAGUGGAAACAGCAGUCCCUGUCAGAACACCCCUCCUCAGCUGAAGCUGCUGUGUGGAGCUGAUUUCCUGCACACCUUCAAGAUCCCAGGCCUGUGGCGGGAUGACCACAUGGAGGAGGUGGUCGGGCGCUUUGGCCUGGUGUGCGUUAGUCGAGGUGGGCUUCAGCCCGAGCAGAUGGUGCACGAAUCAGACACCCUGUGGCGCCACCGACAAAACAUCUUCCAGGUGAAAGAAUGGGUGAGGAAUGAGACCAGCGCAACAGAGGUCCGGCGGGCUCUCAGACGGGGAAUGAGCAUGAAAUACCUGAUCCCAGACUCUGUGAUAGAAUACAUUGAGCAGCACAACCUCUACACUGAGGACAGCGAGAGGAGAAAUGAGGGCAUGGCUCUGAGGCCGCUCGCCAAACAAGCACAGCAGCCACUGGAGAGUCUGGACGACUGACAGAUCAAUGCGUCUCUCAAAUGGCGAGGGGUUUAGUUCCACUAGCUGAUGAUGCACCAGCCACAUACGCACUGAGGUACACACUGAACAUUGUGGCCUCCCUGUGCUUCAACCCACUAUGAACAUAGCACUUAAGCUGCUAUUAGAGUGUGGUCAUUCUGUGGGGGGGGCUUUCAUGCAGGCCCAGCUGCCAGCAGAGAAUCUGGAUAACUGAUAAGAGUGAGCUGAACAUAGACGCCCUUCAAGUAUGAAUUCAGUCACAGAUCAGUGCUUCUCUUCAGUCUGGGUCGGGGGGAUUUAAUUUACACUCUGCUGCAGUGUGGUGGAGAUUUCUAAAACAACAGUACGACUGACGUUGGACUAAAAUGUGUUGUGACGAAAACAUCCUCACCAGUCUUUGUUCCUCUUGAUUCAUGGACAUGCAGUGUUCCUUUCCUGGAUGAAUAUUUAUCUCUUAAACGUUACCAAUUCCUCAUGUAUGCAGUUCCACAAGCCCACAAGUAAAAAAAAUAAAAAUUAAAAUUA
Phycodurus eques (leafy seadragon) is the source of this 1471-nucleotide messenger RNA. RefSeq names its product nicotinamide nucleotide adenylyltransferase 3 (gene nmnat3). Bases 71 to 946 code for a protein of 291 amino acids. NCBI's taxonomy places the organism in Eukaryota, Metazoa, Chordata, Actinopteri, Syngnathiformes, Syngnathidae. Gene Ontology annotation, cellular component: mitochondrion. The record is from RefSeq and is a predicted model, not a curated record. The transcript has 6 exons. Gene Ontology annotation, molecular function: nicotinate-nucleotide adenylyltransferase activity; nicotinamide-nucleotide adenylyltransferase activity. Gene Ontology annotation, biological process: NAD+ biosynthetic process.